CACCAGCAGGAUGGAUAUGUAAUGUACUAAAAGGAAUUUGUGUCGGAAGGCGUGGUGUGACUUAACGGUUCGCUUAUACAUGACUAAAUGUGUGUUGUUGGGUUUUUUAUUUCUGUUCUGUUACUGUUCAGAAGCUGGUUGGUGAUACUAACAUGUUGCUUUGUGUUUCCACCAGGUUGAUUUUUUGCAGCAAAAGCCUCUCCUGAAUGUGUUCAACAGCCAACUAUGUUCUCCCUCUGAGGAGAACCUGUGAGGUAGCAGCUACGCCAGGCAGGCUGUGUGGAGGAGUGUCCAUGCAAACUAAUUUCCCUGGAGUCAGGUCUCAUGGAGCUCCUCAGGACACGGAGAUGGACGUGGCCUGGCAGGAGCUGAUGGCCAUCACAGAGCUGCAGGAGUUUGAAGUCCCCAGUGAAGGUUCCUAUGAAACAUCACAGUACCAAACCAUGGAGCCGAUGGUCCCUGUGGGAGAGUAUGGGAUAUCUCAGCCCCAUCCCGAGCCUCCUCCACCUCCUCCUCCUCCUAGUGCUUGCGAGAUGAGCACCGCUGACAAUUAUGAUGGAUGUUAUUCUGAAGAGGUGCCCACCUGUCACCGUCUAGGCAGCAACACAGAAGCAAUGUAUGGAAACUCUGAAUCUCAGCUGAGUCAAAGAAUGCUCCCCAUCUCUCACGCUCAGCCCUCUCUCAUGGCGCUUAGGGAACCAAUGAACAUUUCAGGUACCAGUCAAGGGCACAGGAGAGCCAACGCCUGCCUCUCUCAGGGUUUAAGUCGGCACAUGCUCUGGACUACACAUGGACAAAGCGCACGAGCCCGCUCAGCUGAUGAUAUGGAGUCAGACUCUGGUCUGUCUCUGGGUUCUAGUCCACCUCUGGCCUCCCCAGAUAAUCCUGCAGGUGGUGCACCAGGCUACCAGAGCAUAGACAUAGGCAUGGCAUACAGCGAUGGUGAACAUGACAGCAUGAACGAGCAUGCCAGAAGAGCACACAUCCAUUACUCUAUGGACUACCAGAAUCAGGCUCACUCAUAUUUACACUCAGGUGCACAUCCAUCUUAUUUUUCACCACAACCCAGUUUAUGUCAUGCACAACAAAGUAGUCUGACUCUACGGUCAGUGAAACAACAGGGUCCUGCUGCUGCUUUGAGUGACCUGUACAAUGAUUCUGCAAUGUCCAGCAGAGGGAGCUCACAGCAUAACAUGUACACAAAACCACAAGGGAGCAUCUCCACCCCUGCACCGCUGAGCAGGGAUGAACGGCGGGCCAUGGCUCUGAAGAUCCCCUUCCCCAUGGAAAAGAUCAUCAAUCUACCUGUGGACGACUUCAAUGAGCUUCUGACACAGUAUACUCUGACAGAUACUCAACUAGCACUGGUCAGAGACAUUCGACGCAGAGGGAAGAACAAGGUGGCAGCUCAGAAUUGCAGGAAGAGGAAGCUGGAAAGCAUAAUUCACCUUGAAAGAGAACUAAAUCAGCUGCAGGCCCAAAGAGAGCACCUGGCACAGGAGAGACUAGAGUUCCAGCGGAGCUUAGCGUUCAUUAAAUGUCGCCUUACAGACCUCUAUGCAGAAGUGUUUUCUCACUUAAGAGAUGAAGAUGGACAACCAUACUCAAUAGAUGAAUAUUCCCUACAACAGACACCUGAUGGUAAAAUAUACUUGGUACCUCACAACGCAAAAGAAAGAGCAAUGCUUAAGAAUUGGGAAUAGUGUCAUUAUUUAUACAUCCCAUUGUAUACUACCCGACUGUGCCAACUGAA
Messenger RNA from Acanthochromis polyacanthus (spiny chromis), 1753 nucleotides. It is a transcript of the gene nfe2, whose product is annotated as nuclear factor, erythroid 2. Lineage: Eukaryota; Metazoa; Chordata; Actinopteri; Pomacentridae. The record is from RefSeq and is a predicted model, not a curated record. Gene Ontology annotation, molecular function: DNA-binding transcription factor activity, RNA polymerase II-specific; RNA polymerase II cis-regulatory region sequence-specific DNA binding. The transcript has 3 exons. Gene Ontology annotation, cellular component: nucleus. Bases 207 to 1703 code for a protein of 498 amino acids. Gene Ontology annotation, biological process: regulation of transcription by RNA polymerase II.